Messenger RNA from Thrips palmi, 2826 nucleotides. It is a transcript of the gene shakB, whose product is annotated as innexin shaking-B. NCBI's taxonomy places the organism in Eukaryota, Metazoa, Arthropoda, Insecta, Thysanoptera, Thripidae. The record is from RefSeq and is a predicted model, not a curated record. The transcript is spliced from 6 exons. Gene Ontology annotation, molecular function: gap junction channel activity. Gene Ontology annotation, cellular component: gap junction; plasma membrane. The coding region runs from base 46 to 1197 and encodes 383 amino acids.
CCCUACCCCCACCAACGCCCUCUGCUGUGGCUGAGGUGCGGCGACAUGCUCGACAUCUUCCGGGGACUCAAGAACCUCAUCAAAGUGAGCCACAUCCACAUCGACGCGCCCGUCUUCCGCUUGCACUACAGCAUCACCGUCAUGAUCCUCGUCGCGUUCAGCCUCAUCGUCACCACGCGCCAGUACGUGGGCAACCCCAUCGACUGCGUGCACACCAAGGACAUUCCAGAGGACGUCCUCAACACGUACUGUUGGAUCCACUCCACCUACACCAUCAGCACGUCCUUCAAGAAGAAGCUGGGCGAGGAGGUGCCCUACCCCGGCGUGGACAUGUCGGCCCGCGGGGAGGGCCGUGAGGGCAAGGACCGGAAGUACUACGGCUACUACCAGUGGGUGUGCUUCUGCCUGUUCUUCCAGGCCAUCCUCUUCUACACGCCGCGGUGGCUGUGGAAGAACUGGGAGGGCGGCAAGAUCCACGCGCUCAUGAUGGACCUGGACGUGGGCAUCUGCUCCGAGGUGGAGAAGAAGCAGAAGAAGAAGCUGCUGCUGGACUACCUGUGGGAGAACCUGCGCUACCACAACUGGUGGGCGUACCGGUACUACCUCUGCGAGCUGCUCGCCUUCGGCAACGUGGUCGGCCAGAUGUUCCUCAUGGACAAGUUCUUCGACGGCGCCUUCCUGCGCUUCGGCAUCGAGGUCAUCGAGUUCAUGGAGAGCGACGAGGAGACGCGCAUCGACCCGCUGGUCUUCGUCUUCCCCCGCAUGACCAAGUGCACCUUCCACAAGUUCGGCGUGUCCGGCGAGGUGGAGCGCCACGACGCCGUCUGCAUCCUGCCGCUCAACGUGGUCAACGAGAAGAUCUACGUGUUCCUGUGGUUCUGGUUCCUCAUCCUGGGCGCCCUCAGCUUCCUCACGGUGCUCUACCGGCUGCUCAUCAUCUCCAGCCCCAGGAUACGGGUGUACCUGCUGCGGAUGCGCUACCGCCUCAUCAACCGGGACGACAUCGACGCCAUCGUGCGCCGCUCCAAGAUGGGCGACUGGUUCCUCCUCUACAUGCUGGGCGAGAACGUGGACUCGGUCAUCUUCCGGGACGUGAUGCACGAGCUGGCGCAGCGGCUGGGCCACCACCACCAGCACCACCACCACCACAACCCCCUGGGCCGCCAUCACAACAGCAACCUCAUGGAGACGGCAUAGCGAACGGCCCCGCGCUCCGCGUGGCGCUUGGACCGCAGCCCCAUCCAGCAGAAGGACGACUCCUGUCCUUGCUGAAGGGGGCCGUGUCCAAGCGACGCGCUGGAGCCCCGCGGGGCCCUUCCACACCAUGGUGCACUUCAACGACGAGGCGUCAUCACGACGUCACCAAGACGCCGCCAGGACGUCACCAAGAGGCCACGGCGUCACCAGGACGCCACCAAAGACGGCAGCAAGAUGCCGCUUGGACGUCACCAAGAGGCCACGGCGUCACCAGGACGCCACCAAAGACGGCAGCAAGAUGCCGCUUGGACGUCACCAAGAGGCCACGGCGUCACCAGGACGCCACCAAAGACGGCAGCAAGAUGCCGCUUGGACGUCACCAAGAGGCCACGGCGUCACCAUGACGUCACCAAGACGCCGGCCCGUUCCCACCCCACGGUUCCCUCCUACCCUGGAGGGCGAAAGUGGACGUAGUGCGAGAAUCUCCUCAGAGUCGUCAAAUGCGGCCGCAACGAGGUGCGAACCAGGCGCCGUCGUCGGGCAGGGCCGAGUCGAGCAGCGGUUGCUAGUGAGAGGACACAUUAACUGGUGCUCGGUGCUCACAGUGUUGGGGAAAGUGCUUGCUGAAGACUUCCACGCUGUCGCCCACAACCCGCAGCCACGCCGUCGGAGCCCGACGAAUUGCUGCUUCAUUCAACCGGUUCUUACCACUUUUAUUCCAAUGAUACAAAACGCGGACCGUGCCGCGCACAGUGGGGCCAGGCCCAGGCCCAUACAAAGACAUUUAUUCGGUUAGAUUGUUCCUAGUAUUGUUCCAAGGACCAAUAAGUAGUUGCUAAGGUGUCCGGCCGGCGGCAGCCCUCUCAGCCGUUGCCGGCAUGGCAUUUCGAAGGCGCGCAUUUGUACAGUAUUGCGUGCUUCUAUGUGGUUAAGUUUUGUGUGAAUGUGAGUGAGUGUAUGAGGGGGGAGGGGGUGGGGGGCGCUGUCAGUCUCGUGGGGUUGAAACCAAGCUGCGGGCCGACAUAGGAGUCAGUUGGCGGUUGCGCCGAGAUGGCCAAGAUCGAUGCAGUCAGUGAGAGUGCUGUCGAUAGAGAUUCCGUUUCAGCGGCAGAGAUGUAUGUUAAUUAACGGGGAGUCUAAACGAUUGGCCGGAAUCGAGGGGGACUGGCUGGCCGCUACUGGCCGCUAGCCAAUGGAGUGCCUGGGCCUCCCGUUCGGCGGGCCAUUUGAAACGGGGGCGUGUGAUUGGCCAUGAUUGGUUGGCGCGGGGCGCCAGGCUCCAGCUCGAGACAGAGAGAGGGGAGGCCAUCCUGCCCGUUAGGGGGCGUCAUACUCAGGCGACCUUCGAUUUCGGCUUGCGGGUGUGACUCAAAAGUUUCGUUUUUUAGUGCUGAGUUCAGAUUCGUGUCGGGUUUUGCGAUCGGACUGCGUCUUGAUCACCCUACCCGACGAUUUAUGUCAAAAAGCGGCGAAAAUUCGUUUUUUCCCAUUGUUUUGCCCCCUUGAGUUCGGGGUGGCGGUUUCUCGACUGGAUUGCCUUCACUCACUCUAGACACGACUUUUCCAACCACCAGAGCCCAUGUGAGCCACCCCAUUUGGAGCCUAGGCCUCAAAACAUGCCAAAAUUUG